Molecule: messenger RNA, 2679 nt
Organism: Cotesia glomerata
Lineage: Eukaryota; Metazoa; Arthropoda; Insecta; Hymenoptera; Braconidae
Gene: DAT
Product: sodium-dependent dopamine transporter
Exons: 12
Coding region: 1-1971 (656 amino acids)
Biological process (GO): sodium ion transmembrane transport; dopamine uptake involved in synaptic transmission
Cellular component (GO): presynaptic membrane; neuron projection; neuronal cell body membrane
Molecular function (GO): dopamine:sodium symporter activity
Source: RefSeq, a predicted model, not a curated record
AUGACUUCCAAAGUUUCAAAACCGACUACCCCGACCGACAACGGCAAAGUUUUGGUCGACGGCAGGGAAACUUGGUCCGGAAAAGUUGAUUUUCUUCUUUCGGUUAUUGGGUUUGCUGUUGAUCUUGCCAAUGUUUGGAGAUUUCCGUAUUUAUGCUACAAAAAUGGUGGUGGCGCAUUUUUAGUUCCUUACUGCAUCAUGUUAGUAGUCGGUGGGAUUCCUUUGUUCUAUAUGGAACUAGCUCUAGGGCAAUUCAAUCGGAAAGGAGCUAUUACAUGCUGGGGACGACUUGUUCCUUUAUUAAAAGGAAUAGGUUAUGCCGUAGCUCUGAUAGCCUUCUACGUUGAUUUUUACUACAACGUGAUAAUAGCCUGGGCCUUGCGUUAUUUUUUUGCUUCGUUCACCAACAUGUUACCCUGGACAACCUGCGGAAACUCUUGGAACACCCCUCUCUGUCGUGAAUUUAAUACUAAUACUUCUGAUGAGUUUGUUAUUAACGAUUGGACUGAUUAUUACCAGACUUCUUUGUUACUUAAUGCAACUGACGUACUUGGUUCAAAUAAUACUUUAAAUUGGAGAAAUGAAACUGAUAAUUCAACAAAGUAUACAAGUGCUGCUCAGGAAUAUUUCAACCGAGCAAUUUUAGAACUUCAUCAAAGUUCUGGCUUACACGAUCUUGGAAUAGUAAAGUGGGACAUUGCGCUUUGUUUGUUUAUCGUCUACAUUAUUUGUUAUUUUUCUCUAUGGAAGGGAAUUUCGACAUCCGGAAAAGUGGUAUGGUUUACGGCUCUAUUUCCAUACGCAGUCCUGCUGAUCCUUUUAGUACGUGGGGUAACUUUGCCAGGAAGUGGUGAAGGAAUAAAAUAUUACCUCAGCCCGAAUUUCACCGCAAUAACAAAUGCCGAGGUUUGGGUGGACGCUGCAACACAAGUAUUUUUUUCCCUGGGUCCGGGUUUUGGAGUUCUUUUGGCUUACGCUAGUUAUAAUGAGUACCAUAAUAAUGUUUACAGCGACGCUUUGCUGACGAGUUUAAUCAACAGCGCUACUUCUUUCAUCGCCGGGUUUGUAAUUUUUUCAGUUCUCGGUUACAUGGCGCAUGCGAGCGGCCGUUCCAUUAAAGAUGUCGCCACUGAAGGGCCUGGUCUUGUCUUCAUUGUUUAUCCCGCAGCAAUUGCAACAAUGCCUGGGUCCAUUUUUUGGGCCCUGAUUUUUUUUAUGAUGUUAUUAACACUUGGUCUGGACAGUUCAUUUGGAGGAUCAGAAGCGAUAAUCACAGCUCUAAGUGACGAAUUUCCUCUAAUUGGUAACCAUCGGGAAAUAUUUGUCGCCUGUUUAUUCACCUUGUAUUUCCUAGUCGGUUUGGCGUCGUGCUCACAAGGAGGAUUUUAUUUUUUUCACUUAUUGGAUCGUUAUGCAGCUGGUUAUUCAAUGUUAUUCGCUGUGCUCGCGGAAGCAAUAGCCGUUAGUUGGAUUUAUGGUACUGAUAGAUUUUGCGCGGAUAUUAAAGAUAUGAUUGGAUUUGCGCCAGGAUUGUAUUGGCGUGUUUGUUGGAAAUUUGUCGCUCCUAUUUUUAUUGUUUUCAUCAUCGUCUACGGUCUUAUGGGUUACGAACCUUUGACUUAUGAUGAAUACACCUAUCCAUUAUGGGCGAAUAUAAUCGGAUGGAUAAUAGCUUCUUCUUCAGUCGCAAUGAUCCCAGGAAUGGCAAUUUACAAAAUAAUAAUCACUCCUGGAACAUUUUGCCAAAGAAUAAAAAUAUUAACAACACCGUGGAGAGACACUCAACAGCAAACAGUAACCAUGAGGUCCACAGUUAGUUCAGUAGCAAAUGGUGCAGUACGAACAAGUCUGCUCGACGAAGGCGGUUUUGUCGACGUAUUGCCUAAAGAACAAUUAGACGUCACCAAGGAACAAAUCCAAGUUGUUCUUCAUCCAGGCGACAAUGGAGAUCCGCCACCAGAGCCCGUCUAGGACAACACUUUAGUAAUCAUACGUGGCACGCGGUUCCACGUUUAUCUCUGUUAACAGUAUUAUUUAUUAUUUAUUGCCAGUUUUAAUUUAAAAAUUAUAAUCCUAACUUUGUUUGAUAAAACGAGUUGUUACUCAAUUUGGUAGAAGCUUUAUAAACGACAAUUAUAAUUUAAAAAAGCUAGUCUUAUCUUACAUUAUAAAUAUUUGGAAAUAGAUUUUAUCGAAAAUAAUGAAUCGAUUAGCGUAAGGUUUUAAAAUUAUUUGUAAUAAUUAAUAACAAUGAAUAUUAAUUAUUAAUUAGUUAAAGUAUUUACGAGCUGUAUGACAAGCUCGGAUAUACUUAUGCUGUGUGGACUAUACGCAAAAAUUAACAUAGUUUAAUAGAUUAGGUUAUUAAGUGUAGAAUAUAAUUACUACAAUGAAUAUUUAUUAUAAUAGUUACUAUUAUUGUAAUAUAUAUUUUAUACAAUGCAUCCGAACUGCUAUCGCAGCCAUAGGUCGCAGUUCGGGCUUUGUUGGACGAUUUAAAGUAUUUAACUAUAAUAAUUGUUAGUGUUAAAUAUUGGUUAGAAUAAUUAUAUAAUGUUAUAUUUGUUGAUGCUUUUAACAAGUGAUCGUUCAAGAGCCAUAUUGAACGAACAUUUAAAUAAUAAUUACUUUUAUUGUGUAAGGAAUUUUUUUUGUUUAAUAAAAUUAUUACUUGUGUAA